GAAUGGAGUCCUGCUCUGCCAUCUCAUCAACCGGUUGAAACCAGGCCUCAUUAAGAGAGUGAACACCCUGUCUACUCCAAUGGCUGGACUGGACAAUGUGAAUGUGUUUCUGAGAGCGUGUGGUACACUCGGUCUACACGAGGCUCAGCUGUUUCAUCCUGGAGACCUGCAAGACCUGUCCACACGCGCUACACUCAGGUGUGCAGAGAGCAAAAGGAGGCUGAGAAACGUUCUAAUCACCAUCUACUGGCUGGGUCGGAAGGCCCAGGCGGAUCCCUUCUACUCUGGCCCUCAGCUCAACCUCAAAGCAUUCGAGGGACUACUGGGCAUCGCUCUGUCCAAGGCUCUAGAAGAAACCCCCAGAGGCAGUGUAACAGACAGGGACGACAGUGAUGUGAUCUACCCAGAGAGGGAUGAUGAGCUGCUGCCUCUAACCCGGUCCCAGACACCCGGCUACAGCAGAGAGGACUCCGUAGAGAGCCUUAACUCGGCCCUGAGCUUUGACUCGGCGGAGUCCCGUACCCUCAGCUGUAUCUCUGACUCCAUCCUGAGGGCCGGCAGCGAAGACUCCAGCAGUGACUUGGAGGCAGAGAACUCAUUUAGGAUGAAGGCGGCGGAGGGCAGAGAAUCGGGACUGAGGAACUGGGGCAACGCACCCUUCCAGAGGAAGAAGUGUGAGGAAAAGCGAAUUAAGGGCUGCCUCCCGAGCCCCCUCACCAGAAACUUGGAGGUAAACCCAGGAUGGAUAUGGAGCAAAUCGUUGAAUGACAUCAGGCGGUUCCCGUCGCCUACGCAAGUGGUGCGCCAGGUUUCUGAGGGUGGCAUGGAGCUGAGCCCCAGCGCCGUGAGCCAAGACCAGCUGCAGAUGGUCAGAGCCCGGGUCCACGAUAGUGAGGCCAAGUGGCACAACGACCUGACCAAGUGGAAGCUCCGGCGACACAGGUCUAACUGUGAUCUGCGGAGGAAGAUGCAGGAGAGGGACAACAUCGUCCUGAUGGCCAACGCCGGGGUCGGGACAUUCAAGAGUCUGCAAGAGGACAGGGAAGAGGAUGAGGAGUCUCUAUGCAGCAAUGGCCUCAAGGUCUCUCCGUCCACCUCGGUCAAGGAGGGUUCCCUGGUGCUCCGACCCCACACCUCGGUCAAGGAGGGUUCCCUGGUGCUCCGACCCCACACCAGAGCCCCCACCUCGGUAAGUGAGGGGUCCCUGGAGCUCCGACCCCACACCAGAGCUCCGCUGGCCCUCAGCUCCUCCGUAGAGUCACCCUACAGCCCCGGAGCGUCGGAACCCUUCACCGCCCCCAGCGUGCCCCUCCAGGGACCCGGAGCCGUGCCCCAAUCAGAGCCCCUCGUCCUAGGGGGGAGGAGUCACACACCGGUGGAGCCAGACGGAGCUGGAGGAUCAGCCACUUUCCCCAACUCUGCCUCCCCCGUCUCCUCCCAGGCCCAGACCGUCUCCUCCCAGGCCCAGACCGUCUCCUCCCAGGCCCAGACCGUCUCUAGCCCAGCGCUCUUCAUCUCCACUGGACGAGACCACAACGUCUCCUUGCUCUCAAACGGGAUCCCGACGACCCUCCCUGGAUCUAGCUCCAGUAUUACUACUGGUACCAGUUCUUGUCUAACGACCUCUGACCCGGUGAACGGUACCGGCUCUAACCGAACCAGCGGUACUGGCAGCCCCUCUGUCUCCAUGGAGAUCCCAGACCACGCCCUCCUCUCUACUGUAGAGUCCCUGACCUCGGUGGGAGCCCCGGGUCAUGUCUCAGCUCCCCAGCAGCAGGAGCUUCCCUUCUACAGGUACAGCUCCAGGGCUCCGGGAGGAAGAGGAAGGGUCUCUGCCUCUCUCCCCAGGGGAUACCGUCGGUCUGAGGGCUCUUCGUCCUGCCUCUCUGCCGGCUUCACCCCCCGGCCGUUUGGAGCCAAGUCCUCCAGAGUGUCCUCACUACCCAGGCACUACAAUUUGGAGAACUCUCUGCUGAAUGAAAAUGGAUAA
Oncorhynchus masou masou (cherry salmon) is the source of this 1990-nucleotide messenger RNA. RefSeq names its product LIM and calponin homology domains-containing protein 1-like. Lineage: Eukaryota; Metazoa; Chordata; Actinopteri; Salmoniformes; Salmonidae. The transcript is spliced from 12 exons. Gene Ontology annotation, biological process: regulation of cell adhesion; regulation of signaling. The coding region runs from base 80 to 1990 and encodes 636 amino acids. The record is from RefSeq and is a predicted model, not a curated record.